This is a messenger RNA of Mesorhabditis spiculigera, 342 nucleotides long. NCBI's taxonomy places the organism in Eukaryota, Metazoa, Nematoda, Chromadorea, Rhabditida, Rhabditidae. The record is from the annotation of a GenBank genome assembly.
AUGCAGCCGACCCCCGAUCGACUCGGCGAGCGUGGACCGAUCAUCGAGAACCUCUUCAACGUCACCCUGGUGCCAGGAUCUUUCAUUGGGGCGCAGUAUUGGGACCCAAUCCAUGGCCUACGUUGGCUCGACCUCUUUGGGGCAUUUGGCGUCUCAAGCGUAGCGGGCGGCGCUUUCAACUUGGAGGUCUUCUUGACCUAUCGAUUACCCCGCCCGAAACGGGUCGAAUGCUCCUCGCUUGGCCCAACCUCAUUCAAGACGAUUCCUGAGUUACACCGGAAGGGCAGCGACAAGUCGAAUAAUGUUACGGUCGAGUUCCCGGAUGCUGAUUCUUUUAAUAAA